AUGUCGAUCGUGAAUGAUAAUAGCUUUUCUCCAAUUGUAACACAAUCUGGUAAUGAUGGAAUAAUGUUCAAGAACUAUCAUUUCGGAUUAAAGCGCACAAAUAAGAAUGGAAACAAGGUGUGGAUUUGUACACAUAAAUCUUGUAAUGCUUCAAUUACCACUAAUGAAUGCUCAAUUUUAAAAACUUCAUCUAUGAAAUCAGAUGGAAGACAUGACUAUGAACAUUCAGAAAAAAUGUCUUUACAUGUAUAUGAAUGUAUGAAAUCUAUCAAACGACGAAUUGAAGAGGAACCUACAGCACCAGUUUCAUUUGGACCACGAGGACCACCAAUCGGAGGAAGCGGCAGUGGUCCACAAGGCCCACCAAGUGGUGGAAAAAGUAAUGCACCAGGAGGGCCACCAAUCGGAGGAAGUGGCAGUGGUCCACGAGGUCCACCAAGUGGUGGAAACGGUAGUGGACCAAGAGGGCCACCAAUCGGAGGAAGCGGCAGUGGUCCACAAGGCCCACCAAGUGGCGGAAACGGUAGUGGACCACGAGGACCACCAAUCGGAGGAAGCGGCAGUGGUCCACAAGGCCCACCAAGUGGUGGAAAAAGUAAUGCACCAGGAGGGCCACCAAUCGGAGGAAGUGGCAGUGGUCCACGAGGUCCACCAAAAGGUAGUCGUAAGAAACGUUCAUACUUCUCGCAUUAG
Rotaria sp. Silwood2 is the source of this 693-nucleotide messenger RNA. The record is from the annotation of a GenBank genome assembly. Lineage: Eukaryota; Metazoa; Rotifera; Eurotatoria; Philodinida; Philodinidae.